Molecule: messenger RNA, 974 nt
Organism: Mustela lutreola (European mink)
Lineage: Eukaryota; Metazoa; Chordata; Mammalia; Carnivora; Mustelidae
Gene: STMN3
Product: stathmin 3
Exons: 5
Coding region: 117-659 (180 amino acids)
Biological process (GO): microtubule depolymerization; neuron projection development; regulation of microtubule polymerization or depolymerization
Cellular component (GO): cytoplasm; neuron projection
Molecular function (GO): tubulin binding
Source: RefSeq, a predicted model, not a curated record
UCCCGCCCGCCCUCGCUCCCUCCCCUCUCCAGCACUGCAGCAUUCGCCGACUGCAGCUCCAGCCGCCGCCGCCCGAGCCUCCUCGGCCUUCCGCAGCCGCCACCGCCGCCAGCACCAUGGCCAGCACCCUUUCCGCUUACAAGGAGAAGAUGAAGGAACUGUCAGUGCUGUCGCUCAUCUGCUCCUGUUUCUACUCACAGCCGCACCCCAACACCAUCUACCAGUAUGGGGAUAUGGAGGUGAAGCAGCUGGACAAGAGGGCCUCUGGCCAGAGCUUCGAGGUCAUCCUCAAGUCCCCUUCUGACCUGUCCCCCGAGAGCCCAGUGCUCUCCUCUCCCCCCAAGAGGAAGGACACCUCCCUGGAGGAGCUGCAGAAGCGGCUGGAAGCAGCUGAGGAACGAAGGAAGACGCAGGAGGCGCAGGUGCUGAAGCAGCUGGCCGAGCGGCGCGAGCACGAGCGCGAGGUGCUGCACAAGGCGCUGGAGGAGAACAACAACUUCAGCCGCCAGGCCGAGGAGAAGCUCAACUACAAGAUGGAGCUCAGCAAGGAGAUCCGCGAGGCGCACCUGGCGGCGCUGCGCGAGCGCCUGCGCGAGAAGGAGCUGCACGCGGCCGAGGUACGCAGGAACAAGGAGCAGCGAGAGGAGAUGUCUGGCUAAGGGGCUGUGGGCCACCGGCGCCUGGAUCCUGAGAGGCGACAUCAGCACAUGCGGGCUCUGGUUUCGUCUUGUCCCACUUCGUCUAGAUGCAACUUUGGUCCCCGCACCCUCCCUCCCUCCCCUGCACCCCCAACUCCUGCUUCUCUUUCCGCUCCGAGCUGUCCAGUCCUGCGCAGGCUCUCCAUCAAGGAGCCACCACGGCGUGGCACACAGUCCCUCGGUUCAGGCACCAGGCCAGGCAGUGGCUGGGUCCCCCGUUGGUGGCCCUCUUAGAUGUGGUGACAGCCUCAAUAAAUCCCGUGGUGGUAGCAGGAA